GAGACAGACGCACUUCAGAGAAAGGGUUGUUCUACCUUCAUGUUCUACAUCGUCCUCUGCACAAUCUGGACUGAAGAUGAUGAGGGACCGAGGAGACGAAGAGGACAGAGGAGAGUCUCCUCCUUCCAGCGGUGUCUCUGUGAAGAGUGACUGGUCUAAAGAUUGUCCUCCAUUCUUCAGUACUGGACCAGGACCAGUGCUCCCUUUUCCCAGUAGUGUCUCUGUAAAGAGCGACCGGUCUAAAGAUUAUCCUCCAUUCUUCAGUACUGGACCAGGACCAGGACCAGUGGCCCCUUUUCCCAGUAGUGUCUCUGUGAAGAGUGACUGGUCUAAAGAUUGUCCUCCAUUCUUCAGUACUGGACCAGGACCAGUGGCCCCUUUUCCCAGUAGUGUCUCUGUAAAGAGCGACCGGUCUAAAGAUUAUCCUCCAUUCUUCAGUACUGGACCAGGACCAGGACCAGUGGCCCCUUUUCCCAGUGGUGUCUCUGUGAAGAGUGACUGGUCUAAAGAUGAGCCUCUGAACUUCAGUAAUGCACCGGGACCAGGAUCAACGUCCCCUUUUCCCAGCGGUGUCUCUGUGAAGAGUGACUGGUCUAAAGAUGAGCCUCUAUUCUUCAGUACUGGACCAGGACCAGGAUCAACGUCCCCUUUUCCCAGCGGUGUCUCUGUGAAGAGUGACAGGUCUAAAGAUGAGCCUUUGUUCUUCAGUACUGGACCAGGACCAGCACCCUCAGAUCCAGAGUAA
Molecule: messenger RNA, 745 nt
Organism: Cheilinus undulatus (humphead wrasse)
Lineage: Eukaryota; Metazoa; Chordata; Actinopteri; Labriformes; Labridae
Product: MAPK-interacting and spindle-stabilizing protein-like
Exons: 2
Coding region: 77-745 (222 amino acids)
Source: RefSeq, a predicted model, not a curated record